Carassius auratus (goldfish) is the source of this 4674-nucleotide messenger RNA. RefSeq names its product POZ-, AT hook-, and zinc finger-containing protein 1-like. The coding region runs from base 687 to 2942 and encodes 751 amino acids. Gene Ontology annotation, molecular function: protein binding; RNA polymerase II cis-regulatory region sequence-specific DNA binding; DNA-binding transcription factor activity, RNA polymerase II-specific. Gene Ontology annotation, biological process: regulation of transcription by RNA polymerase II. The record is from RefSeq and is a predicted model, not a curated record. NCBI's taxonomy places the organism in Eukaryota, Metazoa, Chordata, Actinopteri, Cypriniformes, Cyprinidae. The transcript is spliced from 6 exons.
UUUCCCUAAAACAUUUGUGCAUCUUAUUUCCAAGAGUAGAAACAAUACAGCAGCCAGAUACACUGCAAGCCAGUGUAGUCUACAACAAUUACCUUUCUCUAUUGUUUGUGUCUUUUGUGCUUGAAAUGUACAUUGCCUGUUCAGGAGAGCAGCUGACUGUCUAAGGGACAGUGCCAGUUCAAGAGUUUUGAUACUUCACUUUAAUUUUAUUCACGUUUACCGUAUAUGUUCUAAUUGGUUACACUGUCUGAAAGAGAGAAAAAGACGGUCUGCUGUCAUGUACUCGGUGUCUGGCGUACAUUUGGGGGAGGGGGCUCACUGGAAAACAAGUAUGUGAAUUCAUAACACCGCGAACCAGGAAGACGGACGCGAAACUUAAAAUUAAUUUCGGUGUGUGACUACUUUAGUAUCUGCGCUUUAUCUUUGGACCGAAGUAAUGUAUUAAACUGUGCGAAAACAGAAAAUAUUAAACGCAAACGACAGCCCCCUUCCUUUAAGCAAAGGUCAAAGUUCACAGGAAGCUGGGGGGCUGCCAUUUUUCCCCCUGCUAACAUGUUAGAUGCUAAAAAGGCGAGGAGUGGUGGUCGCUGCUGAGUGGUUCUGUUUAUUUGGGUGUUUGCAUUUCGUUUGCGUUUGUCUACCUCUUCUGUCGUAUGCGUUAGGCUUGGUUAUUGAAUGAAGGCGGCAUGGAGAGGACAGAACACCCGUGGAAUUCCUCCUACACGUACCAGGUGAGUAAACACAGCGCCGACAUGCUACACAACCUCAACAGCCAGAGAAAAGAUGGAGGCAGGUUUUGUGAUGUUAUCUUGCGCGUCGGAGAGGAGAGCUUCCCAGCGCACAAGGCAGUGCUGGCGGCGUGCAGCGAGUAUUUUGAGUCGGUGUUUAGCUGUCAGGCGGAAGACGACGGCCAGGGCAAGGAGCUGGAGAUGCACACGAUCAGUCCCAAAGUUUUCCGAGACAUCCUGGACUUCGCAUACACGUCUAAGAUCGUGGUGCGUCUGGAGUGUUUCCCGGAGCUUAUGACCGCGGCGAAGUUUCUGCUUAUGCGAUCUGUCAUCGAGAUCUGUCAGGAGGUCAUCAAACAAUCCAACAUGCAGAUCCUCGUGCCUCCUUCACGAGGAGGCGAGCACAGCCUGUUCAGGGCCGCGGAGCAGCUGUCAUACCCCCUUCCCGUGGACAUGUCAAACGGGAGCGUGUCCAGCGGCGCAGUGUUUACCGACAACAACGACAGCGACUGUGCCGAUCCGACGCAGCCAAGUAACAGCUCACAGCCGGCCACUUCCGGAGCACAAGCGGCCGAUCGCUUAGCGGUUUCCCCGCUGGAGUUUCCCAGCAGCCACCUCAAUAGCGACGGCUCUAAGCGAGGCAGAGGGAGACCCAAAAAAGAGCCCACGACAGAGCCGAUCACUUACAACAACAGCACUGCUCUAAACGAAAACAAGGGGAUUUUCUUGUGCGGGGUUUGUGGUAAGAUGUUUCCUGACGAUGUCCAGUUGAGAAACCACGAGACGCAGCACGGGACGUUCACCGGCGGCGUGCGCACCGGACCGGAGCUGGUCGCUGUGGACGGCCCGACGAUGAUCUCUCCUCCCCAGGCGCGGUUUCAGGAAAACGGACUGCCCGCGGAAAACCGUAAACGCGAGAGGACGAGACGUCACGUCGCGUGUGAUCUGUGCGGGAAGGUCUUCCGAGACGUCUACCACCUCAACCGGCACAAACUGUCACAUUCGGGCGAGAAACCGUACGCGUGUCCGGUGUGCGGGCUGCGCUUCAAACGCAAAGACAGGAUGUCUUACCAUGUGCGGUCUCACGACGGCUCGGUGGGUAAACCGUAUGUCUGUCAAAGCUGCGGGAAAGGUUUCUCCAGGCCAGAUCAUCUGAAUGGACAUAUUAAACAGGUUCACACCACAGAGAGACCUCACAAGUGUCAGAUUUGCAACGCGUCUUUCGCAACAAGAGAUCGCCUGAGGUCGCACCUGGCAUGCCAUGAAGAUAAGAUACCAUGUCAAGUGUGUGGGAAAUUCCUCCGGGCUGCCUACAUGACCGACCACUUGAAAAAACACAGUGAAGGACCUCAUAACUACUGUGGAAUAUGCAACAAAGGUUUUUCUACUGCAUCCUACUUAAAGGUGCAUGUAAAAACGCACCACAGCUCGUCCAUGCUCCCUUCCUCUGCAGCACAUCAGUUCCCUGAAGCACGUACCAACAGACCACAGAUGCACAACGGUGCCCCCUACCACUCAGGACGCCAGUGCGCAGUGGAAGACCUUUGCACCAAUCACCGGCUCGUGGUUACCUUUCCUGAGACAGAGGGGUCUUUUCGGGGGCUAGCUGGGCCAGUUCUACCCCAGCCCAUCCCUCCGAGCCUGGGCCUGCAGCCUGAGCUGCUCCUGGGCAAGCCAGGUCCAACUCCCUAUUUUUGGGAGUGCCGCUCUUCUGGAGCACCAGGGUUUCCACUUCAUGGACCUCUUACAGACGGGCAGGAGAAUGCUGGGAAAUGCCCCCAUCAGGACUCUGAUGGAUCGGAUGCAGUUUUCGGUGACCUUUCCAAUGGAACGGACCUCAAGACUGAACAGAAAGUAGAGGGAGAAGAAAUGGAAGUGACAUCUUUUAUCUUUAACGGCCAACCUGAUGAUGCAGUGACCUCACCGGGGGGAUCCAAAAACAUCCAAAACACAGACCAAGAAAAGAAGUUUGCCUGCGGCGACUGCGGCCAGACCUUCCGCACAAAGUCUUACCUCAACAAGCACCAUCACCGGGUUCAUAAGAAACGUGCUGCGGCCCUGUCUGGCCUCGGUGAUCUCGGUUCACCCUUUUCCCCCCAACAGAAUAUGUCACUUCUUGAAUCCUUUGGCUUUCAGAUCGUCCAGUCAGCCUUUGCCUCCUCACUAGUGGACUCUGAGAUGGGCAACAGUGGAAUGGGUUUAGGGGAGAAAUGACCCCUUUGAGAUGCAGACAUUUCUUCUAACCUUAUUGGACAACCAAACUUUUCAUAACUGCGAGUUUAGUCUGUUGUCUCAUACUCCUUGACGCCACAUGCAGAGUACUUUUUGUUUUUGGCUUUUCUUAUUAUUCUAAUGUUUGUUAAUGUUUCGACUUUGCCAUCGUGGAUGCCAUUUUGAUUCCAUCUUGGUGUGAAGCAGCUAAUGUUUAUUCCUCCUUCAACAAAUCCUCAAUUUCAUUGGUCUAUCCUAAAAAUAAACAAAAAACUAUUCAUUGCUUUUGACAUGUUUGUGUAUCACGUGUGUCUCCCGGCUUCCACAUUGUGGAUUGAGGAUGAUGUAUGCUUUAAAAGACAAACUAAUGCCCCAACCUUCAGAAUGUACCUCUAGGUCAUUUUUGCCCAGACUUACCUCACCGAGAAGCAUAACAUUACCAAGUAUUACGAUUUUAACAGUCUAGACAAAAGUUUUCACCAUCAGAAAACACUGAGACCGUGUAAUUUGCGCAGCUGUCGUAGACCUAGAGUCUUUUUCUAUAUGAGUUUCUUUAACAAACGUAAAUGAUUUUAAAUCCUUUAAAACUUCAGGCUAAAUAAUGGCUGUUAACUUUUGUGGUGUUUCUUUGUUUAUCAUUGGUAGUUCUGAGAUCCAUUGUUUUGGCUCACAAAAAGUGUGUCUGUUUUUAAUGUCCAACAGGGACCAAUUUCAGGUUUCACUGUAAGAUAUAGCAAGAAGCAAAGAAUAUAUUUUAUUAACUUAUUGAUACCGGUGUCCAAGUCUCCUUUUACGCAAAGGUAUAUACUGCGUUUUGUUGCGAUGUGCUAUUAUCUUGACUCAUGCAGCCGUCACAACGGCACGAGAGUGAUGACAUGUAUGUAUGAGUACACGUUUGUAUGCUGCAAUCUCUCCAAUGUCCUUUAUCUCUAGAAUGUAAUAGAAACAGAGGGCUUUUUAAUCUUUUUUUUAAUAUAUCAGAGUUUUCUAAGUGGUUCAGUACAUUCCUGCUUAAUUUAAAUUUAAUGACAUGUAACAUUCUAUAUAUAAAAUAAAUAUGUAUAUAUGUAUGGCCAAUUAUAUUAGUUUAUGCAAACGGGGUCCUUGUAUAUUUUCCUUGGCCUGGUUGAAUGAAUGGAUCUUUCUUUUCUUUUCAUUUUCCUUUUAUUAUAAUUUUUUUCAGAGAGCAAGUUUUAACAGAAUUGUUUUAAGUUGUUAUUGACAAAUCCAUAAAUUUAGUUUUGUCUUUAUUAUUAUGCAAGUAUUUGAGUGUGUGUUUGGUGUUAGCCUGUUCCUCUUACUCUAAAUGCAGUGUUAAUGCUGGUUACCUUUCCUUUUAUUUUACCCUGCAGGUUAUUAGUAUUGUGUACCAAUAAUGUAUUUGGAGUAUUUGGAAAGGCAGUAUGUACAAUGUUGCCGAGGUUUUGCAAGCGGUCACUCAUGAUUGAAUCUAUGAAUGACAUAAUGUACACACACACACACACAAGAAGUCUUUAUUUUGUUACCGUAUGUACUUGUUGGACUUAAUGUUUUUAUGUGUAGCCGUAAAAUCUGAGGCAGACUGAUCUGUUUUUAGCUUCAGCUUACUUAUUUGACUAAUCAUUGCUAAUAUCAGAUCAUAACAUCUGUUAAUUGAUUGCAGUUUUAACAAUUCUAAUAGUAACAAUCAUUGUCUGCCCAGUAAGUGUGAUCUGAAUAUUUGCAGCCCUUAUUUAUUUACAAAUUUUAAGUUGUA